Gasterosteus aculeatus aculeatus (three-spined stickleback) is the source of this 1102-nucleotide messenger RNA. RefSeq names its product apolipoprotein D. Gene Ontology annotation, molecular function: lipid binding. The record is from RefSeq and is a predicted model, not a curated record. Gene Ontology annotation, cellular component: cytoplasm. Lineage: Eukaryota; Metazoa; Chordata; Actinopteri; Perciformes; Gasterosteidae. Gene Ontology annotation, biological process: brain development; tissue regeneration; response to reactive oxygen species.
GAGUGACACAACGUGCACGUUAACACACUCCCAGUCGGCGUCUACCUCCAGUGUUCUCUUCUGGGUCUUAUUUCAUCAACAGUCGCUGACUCCACCAGACCAGCACCUGACAUCCUGAACCCUCUUAUACCUCAGGUAAACAUGUCUGCAGUCUACCUCCUCCUGCUGCUGCUGCCGCUGGUGUCCACACAGACCUUUCACUGGGGGGGCUGUCCUGCCCCCGAGGUGCAGCCCAACUUCAACCUCACACAGUAUCUGGGCCGUUGGUAUGAGAUCGAGAGGCUCCCCGCUUCCUUCGAGAGAGGAAAGUGCAUCGAGGCCAACUACGCUUUGAAUGAAGAUGGCACCAUUCAGGUGCUGAACUCCCAGAUCGAAGAAAACGGCGUGGAUGUUGCAGAAGGGACCGCAGUGGUUCUAAACCAAACGGAACCGGCCAAGCUCGGAGUCAAAUUCUCGUUUUUUUCGCCCAACGGGCCUUACUGGGUCCUGUCCACAGACUACACCAGCUACUCCGUCGUCUACUCCUGCACCAGCAUCUUUGACAUUUUCUACUUUGACUUCGCCUGGAUCCUCAGUCGCUCUCGCUCUCUGCCGCCGCAGACCGUGGCCGAGGCCAAAGGUCUGAUGACCAGGCAAAACAUCGAACUGUGCAAGAUGAUGGCCACUGAUCAGACGGGCUGCCCGGACAACUAGGGGUCCCCCGUCCCCCCCGUCCCCCUGAGCAGCAGAGGCAUCCCGGGCGGAGCUCAACACGCAAUCAACAGCCUCUUGUCUCGUGAUUAUCGCAGCCAACAAACCUCGGGAUGUUUAGCUUUGAUUACCAGCAUCCCCGAGGCAUCAUGUUGUGACGAUUCCUCAUGUCCUGUAUUCUUAUAUUCACAAUGUAACUGGUCUGUGCUUCAAUGAUUGAGGAGAUGGAAUUCGUAAAACUUAUAAAUGAAAAACCAAUGGUCAAGGAAGUUACAGAGGCUAUAUGGUAUCGUGAUAUUUCCGUUAUAAUGUGAAAUGUAUUACACAAUGAAUCAAACCUAUUUUCUGGUGAUGGUGAACAACAUGUUGGAUAUUUCGUCAUAUAAUAAAGAUAUAAUAUUCAGUAAGAGGA